AUGAGCAAGGGAGUGAGAUAGAGAAAGGGAGAGAGAGAUAAUGCCUUCUGAAUGCAUGAUGAAUUUAGUCAUCAGGCUUAGGCUGACUGGGGGCCGAUCGUAGCUGUGCAGUGCGCAGAGCAAGCGAGCGAACAAGCGUGCGUGUGAGUGAGUGUGUGCGAGACCUUGCUCACAGGCACUCCAUCAUCAGCUAUACCCUGCAGCCUCUCUCACUCUCUUAUCCUCCUCCUGAAGAGAGAGAGAGAAAGAGAGAAUCACGCAACACGCCAGAAAGAAGAAGUGGAGAAGAUAAAAAAACUCUCUCCUCUCUGCACUGCUCUUUUGCUGAGCGUGAGAGGGAAGGGAAGAGGGAGAGAGAGGGAGGCAGUGAGCUACAGAAAUAAAACAGUGCUUCUUGUCGUCCGUGCUGCUUUCUCUGCUGUGGCUCCAGCCCACAGAGCUGUGAUUGCCAGUGCUAGAGCAGUAGCAGUGUCUCUCUCUCUGCAGACUGCAGCCUGAGGAAGAGAGGAUGCUUAAUAACAUGACAGACACCGAGGAGGGAGAGGGGGGACCCAACAGCCAGGGCGAUGGGAACCCCAAGGAGAGCAGUCCCUUCAUCAACAGCAGCAGUGCCAGCGACGUGGAGAAGAGCCAGCAGUACGAUGGCAAGAACAUGGCCCUGUUUGAGGAGGAGAUGGACAACAGUCCUAUGGUGUCGUCCAUACUUAGCAGUCUGGCCAACUAUUCCAACCUGCCUCAGGGCAGCAAAGAGCACGAGGAGGCCGAGAACGAGGAGGGGGCGGCACCAUCCAAAAAAAAACCUGCUGUCAAGGCACCAUCGCUGGGCACUCUGAUGGGUGUGUACCUACCCUGCAUCCAGAAUAUCUUUGGUGUUAUCCUGUUCCUGCGGAUGACCUGGAUGGUGGGCAUCGGAGGGGUCUUUGGCUCCUUCAUCAUAGUCUUCAUGUGCUGCUCCACGACCAUGCUGACAGCGAUCUCCAUGAGUGCCAUCGCAACGAAUGGAGUGGUGCCAGCCGGAGGCUCCUACUACAUGAUCUCCCGUUCCCUGGGGCCUGAGUUUGGCGGAGCUGUCGGAAUCUGCUUCUAUUUGGGGACUACUUUUGCGGGUGCCAUGUACAUCCUUGGUGCCAUCGAACUUCUGCUGAUUUACAUCCUUCCCCAGGCGGCCAUUUUUAAGAUGGAGGGUCUGGAAGGGGCUGAUAUGGAGGCAGCGAUGCUGAACAACAUGCGCGUGUACGGCACCAUUGUGCUCAGUUUCAUGGCCACGGUGGUGUUUGUGGGGGUCAAAUAUGUCAACAAGCUGGCUCUGGUCUUCCUAGCGUGCGUUAUUCUGUCCAUCCUGGCUGUUUAUGCUGGGGUCAUCAAGACGGCCUUUGAACCCCCUGUUUUCCCCGUGUGCAUCCUGGGGAACCGCACUCUGAUCUCCAAGGGAUUUGACGUGUGUGCCAAGGUCAUUGAGAGGGACAACGGCACGGUCACCACCAAGCUGUGGAAGAUUUUCUGCGACUCUGAGUUCCUCAACGCUACCUGUGAUGAGUACUUUGCCAACAACAAUGUUUCUGAGAUCCAGGGCAUCCCAGGGGUUAGCAGUGGUAUACUGGCUGAGAACCUGUUUGGUUACUACCUGGAGAAGGGAGACUUCUUGGAGAAGCGAGGAAUCUCAGCCAUGCAGGACCCUGACGCUCCCAUCACCAACUCCAACCGUUAUGUCCUGGCUGACAUCACCAGCUUCUUCACCCUGCUGGUGGGGAUCUAUUUCCCCUCUGUCACAGGCAUCAUGGCUGGCUCUAACCGCUCUGGAGACCUGCGUGAUGCCCAGAAGUCCAUCCCCAUAGGCACCAUAGCAGCCAUCACCACUACUUCUAUAGUGUACAUGUCUGCCGUGGUCCUGUUUGGGGCCUGCAUUGAAGGGGUGGUCCUGAGGGACAAGUUUGGUGAGGGGGUGGAUGGUAACCUUGUAAUUGGUACCCUGGCGUGGCCUUCACCAUGGGUGAUCGUGAUUGGCUCCUUCUUCUCCACCUGUGGGGCAGGGCUUCAGAGUUUGACUGGAGCACCACGCCUCCUGCAGGCCAUCUCCCGCGAUAGCGUAAUCCCUUUCCUUAAAGUUUUUGGGCAUGGCAAGGCCAACGGAGAGCCUACCUGGGCCCUACUCCUCACAGCCAGUAUCUGUGAGAUCGGCAUCAUCAUCGCCUCUCUGGACGCUGUUGCCCCCAUCCUCUCCAUGUUCUUCUUGAUGUGCUACAUGUUUGUCAACCUGGCCUGUGCCCUGCAAACUCUGCUGAGAACCCCCAACUGGAGGCCUCGCUUCAAGUUCUACCACUGGGCUCUCUCCUUCCUGGGCAUGAGCUUGUGUCUGUCGCUCAUGUUUAUCUGUUCCUGGUACUACGCCAUUGUUGCCAUGGUGAUUGCUACCUGCAUCUACAAAUACAUUGAGUUCGCUGGGGCAGAGAAGGAGUGGGGAGAUGGUAUACGUGGCAUCUCACUCAGCGCUGCUCGCUUCGCCCUCAUGAGGCUGGAGGAGGGACCGCCUCACACCAAGAACUGGAGGCCUCAGAUUAUGGUUCUGGUGAGCAUGGAUUCAGAACAGAAUGUGGAGCAGCCCCGUCUGCUGUCCCUGACCAAUCAGCUGAAAGCAGGAAAAGGUCUUACCAUCGUGGGUACCUCAGUGGUGGGCACCUUUCUCAACAACCAUGCAGAGGCCCAGAAGGCAGAUCAGUCUCUGAGAAAGCUGAUGGAGACAGAGAAGGUGAAGGGUUUCUCCCAGGUGGUGAUCUCCUCCAACCUGAGGGAUGGGACCUCCCACCUGAUCCAGGUCGGGGGGCUGGGAGGCCUGAAGCACAACACUGUGCUGGUCAGCUGGCCACGCACCUGGAAACAGGCAGAGGACAACCUGCGGUUCAGGAACUUCAUCGAGGUGGUUAGGGAGACGACUGCAGCAAGCAUGGCUCUGCUGGUCCCUAAAAACAUUGCUGCCUACCCGUCGAACGGAGAACGCUUCACUGAAGGCCACAUUGACGUGUGGUGGAUCGUCCAUGAUGGAGGCAUGCUGAUGCUGCUGCCCUUCCUUCUCCGCCAGCACAAGGUUUGGAGGAAGUGUAAGAUGCGCAUCUUCACCGUGGCCCAAAUGGACGACAACAGCAUCCAGAUGAAGAAAGACCUGAUCACCUUCCUGUAUCACCUGCGUAUCGAUGCCGAGGUCGAGGUGGUGGAAAUGCAUGACAGUGACAUCUCAGCCUAUACAUAUGAGAAGACCCUGGUGAUGGAGCAGCGCUCCCAGAUCCUCAAACAGAUGCACCUCACCAAAAAUGAGAUGGAGAGAGAAAUCCAGAGCAUCACGGAUUCAUCCCGUGGUUCUAUCCGCCGUAAGAACCCGUCUAACUUGCAGUCUCUGCAGAGCAGUGAGGAGCCGGCAGGAGUCAGCGUGGAGGAGAAACCAGAGGAGGAGUCUGUGGCUGUCUCCCGCCCUAAACAGGUGCAGCUGAUCCACAAUAAGAACCCCACGUCCCCCACCACGCCCGCAGGGAGCGCUGCCACCCCCGGGUCGGAGGUGCAGAUGACCUGGACAGACAAGGCUGAGACCCAGGCUGCAGCAGGCCACCCAGAGCAGGGCGGGGUCAAAGACAUCUUCAACAUGAAGCCGGAGUGGGAGAGCCUGAACCAGUCCAACGUGAGGCGCAUGCACACAGCGCUGAGGCUCAAUGAGGUCAUCAUGAAGAAGUCCAAGGAGGCCAAGCUAGUGCUGCUCAACAUGCCUGGACCACCCAAGAACCGGAACAAUGAGACCAAACCCAUGGACAACGCACUGUACCGAGAUUACCCAUACUUUGCUGACAUUCAGGUGAUGAUAUUCAUUGGAUUUGGGUGCCUUCUGGCCUUCUUCCGUCUCUACGGCUUCAGUGGAAUGGUCUUCAAUUUCCUGACGGCCACCUUCGCCAUCCAGUGGGCCAUCCUGGUACAGGGCUACUUCCAGUUCAGCCAUGCUGGGAAGAUCCACCUGGGGGUCAUCAACCUGAUCAAUGCUGAGUUUGCCUGUGCCGUGGUGCUCAUUUCCUUCGGGGCUGUCCUGGGAAAGACCAGCCCAGUGCAGCUCCUAGUCAUGGCCCUGCUGGAGGUCCCAGUGUUCUCAGUCAAUGAAUGGGCCGUGCUCAAGUACCUGAGGAUCAACGAUGCAGGGGGAUCCAUCCUCAUCCACCUGUUUGCCUGCUAUUUCGGCCUGGGUGCAACAUUUGUCCUGUACAGGCCACGUCUGAACGAGGGUCACGCCAAGGAGAACACCAGCUACCAGUCAGACAUCCUGUCAGUUAUGGGCACCCUGUUCCUCUGGGUGUUUUGGCCCUCCUUUAACUCUGCUCUAACCCUGAAGGGAGACGACCAGCACAGGGCCAUCCUGCACACCUUCAUAGGCCUCAGCUCCUCCACCCUCACAGCCUUCGCCCUCUCUGCCAUGCUCAACAAGAAUGGCAAGAUUACAAUGGCCGACAUCCAGAACGUGACCCUGGCGGGCGGGGUGACAGUGGGGGCGUCGGUGGACAUGAUGAUCUCCCCUGCGGCUGCGUACGCGCUGGGUGUGAUGGGCUGCACCGCCUGCAUGCUGGGAUACAAGUACCUCAGCCCCUUCCUGGCCCGCCACCUCCGGAUCCAGGACCAGUGUGGUAUCCACAACCUGCAUGGCCUCACAGGACUCAUAUCCUGUGCCGCAGGGAUAUGUGCCAUCCUGACAGCCACUGAGGAGGUGUAUGGACCCAGCAUGUAUGAGAUCUUUAGCCACAGGGCACCUAUGGAAGGAGAUCCUAAGCUUCUGGAGCUCCAGGAGUUGAUCCCUGGUCUGCAGCCAGGUCUGGGGCGCAGUGCCAGGGAACAGGCCCUCUACCAGGUGGCAGCUGUGUUCUCCACUAUGGGAGUGGCAGCACUGGGGGGCAUAUUGACAGGCUUUGUGUUGAAGCUGCCGUAUCUCGCAUCACCCUCAGAUGACCUCUGCUUUGAUGAUGAGCUAUUUUUCAAUGUUCCGCCUCAUUAUGAUUGUCCGAUGGCCCUAAAUGGUCAAAUCAAAACUGACGAUUCGACAGCAUCAUAGGGUGCUAGCUAUGCAUUUAGUUGUAUAAAUAAGUUUAAUGCUGAAUGAAGGUAAAACAUUUAAAUUGAUUUGAUAAUCAUGCAGUUUAGCAAUAGAAUAAAUCCUCAUUCGUGGUUAAUGUACUCUGUGAUCCAUUUCUCUUUCUUGCACUUUUUAUUUUACAAUCCCACAUGAGAGGUUUUAUGGACACAAACUUGGUUUUGUAACCAAAUUAACCAUUGGGUUUUUAUUUGUACUUAUUUUAAGAUGUUUUAGUAUGCAAGUCUGUGUCUCGCUGCCUAAUGAAAUCCAUUUGUCUAUUUUUAGUGGUUUGUAAAAGUGCGUCAUCUCAUACUGACUACAGUAGCCUCACACACCUGACUGUUAAAUGUAUUAAGGUCAGAGGGCUUUUGUUUUCAAGUGUGGUACAACAUUGGUAAUUUUAUGUCAAAUGACCUGAGAAUGAAUACAAUUUUGCGGUUAGCAAAAAAAUUGCAAAUGUGGGCACUCAAACCACAUGAUUAUAUCAUUCAUACAGUGUACAUUAACAUAAUACAGAAUAUUGACAUAUCCACAUUCACAUAAUACAGAAUAUUGAUACUAAUUUGAUGACUCUAUUAAUAAAGAAUCUCUCAUUACAAUCCCACUAUUGCUUUACACUGUUCCUGCAGUCCUCCUUGCGAUGUUGUAUUGUGUAUACUGAUUUAGAUCAUGUUUAGUGGAGUGGUGAAAGGUAUUUUACAGCUCCUUAAAGGGUCACAAAGUCUGAUGGCCAACAUGCAGUAAGCUAUUAUGCAACUACUUAAGGUGACCCUUUAGCAUGCAGAGAGGCCUUGAGUGCAAAAUUCUUAGCUAGGGACUAAUAUUUUUCCUGGUUAGGAAAUUCUCCUGAUCUUGUGAAUUUAUUUCCUGACAUCAAACAAGUGUUUGAAAAUUGAAAGAGGUUGUUAUUCUACAGCCAAAUUACAGUCGUAAAGAGCCAGACAUGUUUAUUCCCCACAAAAAAAACACUAAAUAAAUAAAUAAAAGGUUGGCUACAUAGCUCUGUUCUAUGAUCAUAUCUGUGCAGGGGAGGUAAUGCAGUCCUAGGAGGCAUUUGUUUUUCACAUUUUGGGUGAUUUGAUCUAAUAUUCCGGUAGGUGGCGGUAAAGUACCAUAUUGAAAAGAGAGAGGCGGUGGAGUAGCCUUUCUAGAUAGCUAGGACAAACAACCCCGCCUUCCUCGAGGCUUGAGUGCAGAGCGCCAUUUUAGAGAGGCAAAGGAAGUUGUUUUGUGAAACAACUUCAAACGCUUGAAAGGCGAAGAAAGAUAACUAAUAUAAAGCUAAAUACUUUACGGGCUGUUACUGAUAAUUUCGUUGGGUAAUACGUAGUCUAGAGAGAGCAUUUUCUGGAGCGAUUAUUUUGAAUCUGUUGGUAGGAACAGCAGCAGGCGAAUCCGAGGUCAAAUUGGGCCUAUUUUAGAAGGAGGCAACGGUAGUUCGCAGGCUAGCUCACUGGCUGAUUGGUUAGCUUGCUAGCUAGGUAACUAUUCAUUUUCUGGUCACAGAAAAAGAAGCAGACGGGACGGGACGGUGGGACAAAUCCCUGCGGAGACCAUGGCAGACGAUUUUGACAUUGAGGCUAUGCUAGAGGCUCCAUACAGAAAGACUUGCCUAAUGAUAUCUCACCUCUACUCCCAUGAAUUCACCUUUGAUUCCAGUGUGAACUGUGAAAAAAGUAAGGUAGUAAUUGCGCAAUGUAUUGAUGUACUGUGAUCCCCCUAGGACAAAAAGAGCCUCAUCUUAGAACAUCCUAUCACCUGUUCGGUUGCAACAAGGUGAAUGCAAAUGGAUGAUAAUCAGCGCAUUUUACCUCACAUGCAAAGGAGACAGUAUUUAAAAUUUCUGUUGACAUGGUAACUAACGGCAUUGUUCCACCAUGUUUACACCUGUUAGUUAGAUUGACCGCGAUACCAGUAGUUCUGGCACAUAUUCUAUUUAUAUGCAUUGACAUUUGUUAUGCAUCGUUGUCAAGUAAGUCAGACCUGAAAUAGACCUUACGUGUGUUAGUACUUUUACCCUUACAUGUCUUUUCGUAGAUUAGUCUACUGACUCAAUAGUAUACGUUGUUUUACAAAUCAUUGAUAUGGCUUAAAUGUGUAGUCAUGAUUUUGCCGAGGUCAACAGAGUAAGCUAUUGAUAACUUUGAAAUAUGAAUACUGUCUCCAAGCCCAAGUCUAUUGAUUCCGAUUCGUAAAUCAGCAUCUUGACUUUGCAUGCCUUUUAACACCAGUAAUAUUCAAAGUUUAUUUUCUUAUUACAACUUAUUUAAGAUUUUCAUUUCAAGAUUUCAUUUCCAUGAUACAUUUAGUUAUUGAUUUCACCAAUAAGAAUAGUUUUCCCCCUCAUGAAAUACAAGCCAAAAUGGAUCACCUCCAUUCAGCCGGCACUAAAAGAACAAACAUAGGUCAUUUAACAUGAGGCUGAACUAGUGGAUUUUUUCUUUUCAGUUUUUCUUGGGAGUCCAUAUUACUAAGCAGUGUGAAUCCCUGUUUGCUUCAGGGCGAGAUGUGUGACAGAGGUGGCAUCGAACUCUUACAUUCCAAGAAGGAAAAUGGGUGAAGAUCACUGGACUGGCACCAACCACAGGAUCUCUUUUAGUGGCUGUGGGCCAAGCAUGGCCUCAGUGGGCUUAGGAACAGAUAGUGGUAUUGGUACGACAAAGCAGGAGGGGUGGGGUUGAGAUGACCAAACUGUUACCAUGGCUUACUGUAGCAUGCCAAAAUGUUAGAUACUUUCCCCAUACACCUUGACUUUUGGUUGGAUUGAGUACUGUACAGCAUGUAGUUAUAACAGUGGGUGGGGGUGGAACUCUACAGGGGCUGUAGAUGGACCACCUUAGAUACUUCUCCAACAUAUCAGUAAUGUUAACAGUAUUUUUACUAAAUGAAUAUAUUCUGUAUUUUCUUGUUCCCUCCCCUUACCCCUGACGACUUGCAAUGUUUCCUCUACGUCCUCAUGAUGUUCUUCUAUCGACCCUGCUUAGGAUGAGAUCAAGUCCUCUAGCGCUAAUGGACAUGAGGAGCGCAGUAGUAAGAA
This is a messenger RNA of Oncorhynchus tshawytscha (Chinook salmon), 8132 nucleotides long. Its product is annotated as solute carrier family 12 member 5. The transcript has 28 exons. Gene Ontology annotation, molecular function: ammonium channel activity; potassium:chloride symporter activity. Gene Ontology annotation, biological process: chloride ion homeostasis; potassium ion homeostasis; chemical synaptic transmission. The coding region runs from base 509 to 5074 and encodes 1521 amino acids. The record is from RefSeq and is a predicted model, not a curated record. NCBI's taxonomy places the organism in Eukaryota, Metazoa, Chordata, Actinopteri, Salmoniformes, Salmonidae. Gene Ontology annotation, cellular component: plasma membrane.